CGAAGCGCGAUGGGGUCGGGGCUUCUCCCGGGGCUUCUCCUGGGGGUCCUCGGCGUCCUCGGCGGGGCCGCGAGCGGGCCCCACUCCUUGCGCUACUUUGAUGUUGCGGUGUCGGAGCCCAGCCCGGGGGUUCCCCCGUUCGUGCAAGUGGGGUACGUGGAUGGGAACGUCAUUUCGCGCUACGACAGUGGGACGGGGAGGGCAGUGUCCCAGGUGGACUGGAUGGCGGCCAAUGUGGAUCAGCAGUACUGGGACAGCCUGACCCAGAUUGGACAGAGCAAUCAGGGCUUCUACCGCGUGGGCCUGGACACACUGCAGCGCCGCUACAACCAGAGCGGGGGGGCUCACACGGUGCAGCGCAUGUACGGCUGUGACCUCCUGGAGGACGGUAGCACCAGGGGGUAUAUGCAGGAUGCCUACGACGGGAAGGACUUCAUCGCCUUCGACAUGGACACGAUGACGUUCACCGCGGCGGACGUGGGGGCACAGGUCACCAAGAGGAAGUGGGAGGCGGACGGGACUGAAGCAGAGCAGUGGAAGCACUACCUGACGAGCACCUGCGUCGAGUGGCUGAAGAAAUACGUGAGCUACGGGCAGGCCAUGCUGGAGAGGAAAGAGCGCCCCACAGUCCGAGUGUCGGGGAGGGAGGCCCACGGGAUCCUGACCUUGCACUGCCGCGCUUACGGCUUCUACCCGCGGCCCAUCACCGUCAGCUGGCUGAAGGACGGCGAGGUCAGGGACCAGGACACCGAGUGGGGCAGCAUCGCGCCCAACAGCGACGGCACCUACUACGCCUGGGCCUCCAUCGAUGCCCACCCAGAGGAGAAGGACAAGUACCAGUGCCGCGUGGAGCAUGCCAGCCUGCCCGAGCCCGGCCUCUUCGUGUGGGAGCCGGAGUCCAACCUGUUCACCAUCAUGCUGGCGGUGGCUGUUGCCAUGCUGGUUGUCAUUGCCAUCAUCGGAUUCAUCUUCUUGAAGCGCAAAUUGGCGAAGAAGAAGAAGAAGGGCUACAGCACAGCACCAUUGACCACUGCCUAACCGCUUGACGAGGGGCUGGCACAUGGCUGGAUGCGGCCCCGUGCCCUCUCACCAGCUGGAUGAAGAGAGGUGCUGGAGGCAGCCGGGAGCUGUCUGCGGAGGGAGCUUGUCACGCUGCGCCUGCCUACCCCCGGCUACGGUGGUGGCUCUUCUGAUUGUGUGAACUUGCUGUUUUCUGCUGAUUUUAAAAUUGGACACUGCAAUUAUUACCGAUAUUUUGAGAUUGUAACUGAUUUCUUCUGCAUGUGUACAUUUUCUGGCACGCACAAUAAAUGCUGGUCCCCGCCCUCCGGCGGGCUGUGCCUCCUCUCCCGGUACCGGGACUGCUCUCGCAGCCUCGGGUCGAGGGCUGUACUGGUUUUGGCUGGGAUAGAGUUGAUUUUUCUUCAUAGCAGCACAGCGUGGUGCGGUGUUUAGGAUUUGUGACCGAAACAGCGUUGGUAACACAGCGAUGGAUUUGAACAGCGUUG
This is a messenger RNA of Gavia stellata (red-throated loon), 1508 nucleotides long. RefSeq names its product class I histocompatibility antigen, F10 alpha chain. The record is from RefSeq and is a predicted model, not a curated record. The coding region runs from base 10 to 1038 and encodes 342 amino acids. Gene Ontology annotation, cellular component: external side of plasma membrane. Gene Ontology annotation, biological process: immune response. NCBI's taxonomy places the organism in Eukaryota, Metazoa, Chordata, Aves, Gaviiformes, Gaviidae. The transcript has 7 exons.